This is a messenger RNA of Condylura cristata (star-nosed mole), 1915 nucleotides long. RefSeq names its product EF-hand domain family, member D1 (gene EFHD1). Gene Ontology annotation, molecular function: calcium ion sensor activity. Gene Ontology annotation, cellular component: mitochondrial inner membrane. The transcript is spliced from 6 exons. Lineage: Eukaryota; Metazoa; Chordata; Mammalia; Eulipotyphla; Talpidae. Bases 1 to 849 code for a protein of 282 amino acids. The record is from RefSeq and is a predicted model, not a curated record.
AUGCGCUCUGAGAGCAAAUUCAGGCCAAACUACAACGCUAAGAUCAUCAGUGGCACCUACUGGAGUCAGCGCUCCAAGGUACCCAACUUACCCUGGCCAGCUUCUGCCGACGCCCUCCAGUGGCUGCUAGGAUUAGAGACCAAGUCCGGCCCCUGGGCAGCCCAGCGGCGGCCCAUCCCGUCUGCCUGGUGUGAGCCCGCUGGGCUCAUGGUCACUCACCAUCUCCACCUUAUUCGUGGCUCCUAUCAGGUGGGAAACAGGAAGGCGCCCACCGCCAGCGCGGACGCCGAGCUGAGCGCGCAGCUGAGCCGCCGGCUGGACAUCAACGAGGGCGCGGCGCAGCCCCGCCGCUGCAAGGUCUUCAACCCCUACACCGAGUUCCCCGAGUUCAGCCGCCGCCUCAUCAAGGACCUGGAGAGCAUGUUCAAACUGUAUGACGCCGGACGGGAUGGCUUCAUUGACCUGAUGGAGCUGAAGCUGAUGAUGGAGAAGCUGGGGGCCCCCCAGACCCACCUGGGCCUGAAGAGCAUGAUCAAGGAGGUGGACGAAGACUUCGACGGCAAGCUCAGCUUCCGUGAGUUCCUGCUCAUAUUCCACAAGGCCGCCGCCGGGGAGCUGCAGGAGGACAGUGGGCUGAUGGCGCUGGCAAAGCUGUCCGAGAUCAACGUUGCCCUGGAGGGCGUCAAGGGUGCCAAGGACUUCUUUGAAGCCAAGGUCCGAGCCUUGGCCUCUGCCAGUAAGUUCGAAGCUGAGUUAAAAGCUGAGCAGGAGGAACGGAAGCAAGAGGAGGAGAAGAGGAGGGCCCGCCAGGCGGCCUUCAGGGAACUGAAGGCCACUUUCAGCGCAUAGUGGAUGACCCUGACCUCUGUCCACAGCUGUGCCUCACAGACCCCUCCCCCGGCCCUCAGGAAGCUGAUGGGCGUCCUCACCACCCAGGCCCCUGCCCAGCCAGCCUCCGCAUCUCUGCUCAAUGCAACUCCCUCACCUGGUGGUGGUAGCUCUCGUGCCAGGGUAGAGCCCUCCAGAGAGGCCUGGGAGGAGCCGGCCUCCAGCCUCUCUCUGCCCGCUUCCGUCUGACCUUCUCUGUAGCCAGAAGUGCCUUGCCUUUUGCUUUGCCUCUCUGCCACUCUUCUCGGAGAGUGGCCGGCUGUGCUAACUUGCGCAGCUCCCCGCUUGGCCAUCUUCAGAGGGGACGGUCCCUGGAGGAGUAGGACUCCUGUGGGACUCGUCUCUGGCCCUCUCCCUCCCACGCCCUGUGCUCACUGGACCUGACUCUCCCACUCCCUUGGGGAGGCUUCCCUUGACCUUGGGGAGGCUUGCGGGGAGCCAGGAUGGACCAGGGCCCACCUCCUCUCCAGCAGGGGGCGCAGCACGGUGACCAGCGGACAGCACAGAGAAAAGACUGGAAGUUUCAUCCUGGCCAUCGCCUUUCUCCUGGCCUCUUCACCCCCCUGCACACAUCUCUUUCCCGUCCAGGCUUUUUUUGACUCCGAAACACUGUACUGCUUAACUGUCAGCGUGAAAGAAUAGUUGGAAGUCCUAUGAAGCGUAGGAGCGUUCAUGCUAACACUGACCUAUGCAAGUCACAUGACAGUAGACCCCUGACGUUCCGCGUGACACAUCCAGAACCUUUCAGAACCCCAAAAGUCGUGACCAGCCUCAUCAUCUAGUCACUUUCCAGCACUACUCCACCGUGGAGGGACGCUGUGCCCACCACCAGCACCAGCGUCCUGGGCUGUUCCUUCUUGGGAUGGCUCAAGUGCCAGGGGAUGUUGUAUUUUUAAAAAUAAUUCCUGACAUCCUAUUUAUUACUUCUCUUUUGUAACUACUGUCUUUACCAUGAAAAAAACAUGGGCAUUUCUAACUUACAGCCACUUCUUUUUAAAUAAAGCUGUGCAGAUGAACUUGGCCUUCA